AAUGUUUGAACUUAAUGUGGCCCUCCUUUGAGUUCUAACAGGUUUGAAGUUUUGUAAGGGGAGAAGCUACAAGCAAAUCGGUGAACUACUACACAAAUACAUGUAAAUCUGUGUAACAAGACUCUUUAGAAGAUUUCUUUGGCUGGCAAUAAACAGCUUUCUGAUUCUGAUAUACAGUAGUUUUCCAAACCACAGGGUAAUGUUAUAUAUUUUAGAAUAAACAGAGAUAUAUCAAAACGGUAUUUAAGGGAGCCACAGAUGUAGAGAUUUCAGGAUGACACUCUUCCAGAGCAACUUUGCCUGUCUCUGUGAAUGUCUUUUCUUGCAAAAGUAAAACCAACAGGAAGGCAACUUUGAGUGAGUCUUGAUUGAUUCAUCGGUUCCCAACAUUCUUUGCCUCUACAUACUAUAAUACUCUGCAUUGCCCCAGAGUAGCCAACUGCUGCACCUAUUUAAAACUCAUAAUACUGUAUUUAGCUGGUUUUGUUGCAGAGUCAACACCUGUCGUGCUUGUGAUGUUAGAAUAACAGGAAACCCCCCAUCUUUAUUUUUUAAUAGUGAAGUAUCUUUGUUACUGAGUGUUUCUUUAUUCUCUGUUUUGGUCAGAACUUUCAGUAUUUAUUCUAUUACAAAAACAUAUUCAACGCAUUCAGUUUCAGUUAAAGUUUGUUUCACUUUCCUGUCAAAGCGGUGAAGGAGUGGUCUGGAGGUGGCGACAUGCUCAGUAUAAGUGCUUACAGGUGGAGUAGUGUCGGUAGAUCAUAUCAAACUACAAUUCAGUCCCACAUCCUACGAUGAAUCUUUUUGUGCUGAUCUUUGGGAUUGUGCUUCUCCCUAAAGCCUACACUCUUAAAUGUUUUGACUGUUCAUUUGGAAGGGCUGGAACGUGCACAGAAAACCAAUGCCCUGCAUCGAAUUACCAGUGUGCUGCCAUUCGAAUAGUUGCAUAUGCAGGUGGAUCACAACUGUCUGAUAUCACUGGACAAUCCUGUGUUUUACCUGAAGAUUGUCUCAGUGGCUCUGUCAACUUCGGAGUUGCUAGAACUGUGAUCAACAGCACCUGUUGUGCUACUGAUCUGUGCAACAACCAAACUGCCACAGGCAUCAGCGACCUGGUACCUAAUGGUAAAAAAUGCUUCACCUGUAAUGAACAAAUGAACCAAUGCAAGGAAACUCUGAACUGUGAGGGAAGUGAGGACCACUGCAUCAAAGCUUCAGUGACUCAAGGAAGUGUAAAAACCACAAUGAAGGGCUGUGUCUCCAAAGCGUUCUGUUUGCAAAGUAGCAGCACGAUAGGAUCCAUUGGAACAGACAUCAGCUGCUGUCAGGGUGACUACUGCAACAGCAGCAUUAGUACAAGAGCAGGUGUUCUGCUCCUGGUGGCCCCACUCAUCUACUUCAUUGUGUUCUUUUAACUGAUGGAGACACAAGCAUCACUGCUCAGUUCAUAUCGCCUCUACCUGCAGUUUUUAUGUAGCUUUUAACCAGAUGAUGAUAAUAAAAAAACAAGAACAUCUCUUUUGUUUGUAGUUUAAUUUCCUUUGGUUUAUGUCUCAUUCGCUUAUUUUAUUUCACUUUUGUGUUUUUAUAUUUUUAUUUUCUCACUCUGUUGUUUGAAUUAACCUAAAAUUUCUUUGGUUUGAUGUAAUAAAAUGAAAAACAUUUUUGCCUUCCUGUGUAUAUUUCUGUGUGGCUUGAUUUGAAUAU
Betta splendens (Siamese fighting fish) is the source of this 1707-nucleotide messenger RNA. Its product is annotated as urokinase plasminogen activator surface receptor-like. The transcript has 5 exons. The record is from RefSeq and is a predicted model, not a curated record. NCBI's taxonomy places the organism in Eukaryota, Metazoa, Chordata, Actinopteri, Anabantiformes, Osphronemidae. Bases 795 to 1415 code for a protein of 206 amino acids.